Xyrauchen texanus (razorback sucker) is the source of this 1500-nucleotide messenger RNA. Its product is annotated as L-amino-acid oxidase-like. Gene Ontology annotation, molecular function: polyamine oxidase activity; L-amino-acid oxidase activity. The coding region runs from base 1 to 1500 and encodes 499 amino acids. The transcript has 6 exons. NCBI's taxonomy places the organism in Eukaryota, Metazoa, Chordata, Actinopteri, Cypriniformes, Catostomidae. Gene Ontology annotation, biological process: amino acid catabolic process. The record is from RefSeq and is a predicted model, not a curated record.
AUGGCCCUGAUCUUGGUUCUCACGUACCGUGUCAGUGGAAAUUCAGACGAUCCUCUUUUAAAAUGUUUACAAGACCCUAAUUAUGAUGAGCUUCUGUGGAUAACGGAACAUGGUCUCCCUCCAACGAAAACUCCUCAGCAUGUGAUAAUUGUUGGCGCAGGUGCUGCUGGACUUACUGCUGCUAAGUUUCUGGAAGAUGCAGGACACAAGGUGACAAUUAUUGAGGCCAGUCAACGUAUAGGUGGAAGAAUUCUAACAUAUAGAGAUGAGAAAGAGAGCUGGUAUGCGGAACUCGGUGCCAUGAGGAUCCCACAUUUUCACAAGAUUAUCUUGACAUUAGCAGAAAAGUUGAGGCUGAAGCUUGGGACAUUUGUGCAGGAAGACAAUAACACUUACUAUUUAAUAAAUGGCAUGCGUCACAAAACCUACACCGUCAGGCAGAACCCAGAUGUUCUCAACUACACUUUGAAUGAAUGGGAGAAGGGGAAAAGUGCCAGUCAACUAUUUAACAUAGCACUGGGCAAGUUAAAAGAUGAUCUGCAGAAAAUGGGCUGUAAGAAAAUGCUGGAGAAAUAUGAUUCAUACUCUGUUAAGGAGUAUUUAGUGAAUGUGGGAAAUUUAAGUAGAGGAGCUUUACGAAUGAUUGGAGAUGUCCUAAAUGAGAACAGCUUCUACUACGUAGGCCUCACUGAAAUGCUUUACAUUCAGUAUGAUAUAUCCGACAACGAAAUGUAUCAUGAAUUUAAAGGUGGCUUUGAUUCAUUCUCGGAAGCAUUCUACGCUGUGCUAAAUGCUACAAUUCUUCUGAAGUCAAAAGUCCAGGCCAUCAGUCGAACGGAGAACAAUGUAACAGUUUCGUACCAAGACUGUCGUAACCCCUCCACUCUCACCAACAUAACUGCUGAUUAUGUCUUAGUGACAGCCACGGCCAAAGCAACACUCUUAACGGAUUUUAAUCCACCUUUAUCGUCUUUAAAGAUGGAAGCGCUGCGAUCACUGCACUAUUCUAGCUCAACCAAAGUGGUGCUAAGUUUCAGCAAAAGGUUCUGGGAGAAUGAUGAUGGCAUUAAGGGUGGUAAAAGCAUCACAGAUCUGCCGUCACGGUUCAUUCACUACCCCAGCCAUAGCUUCCCCGGGAUAUCAGGGGGGGCCGUGUUAGCAUCUUACACCUCCUCAGAUGAUGCUGCACUCCUCCAGACCAUACCGGAUGAUGAAUUGAAGGCUCUGGUAUUGAAUGACUUGGUGAAGAUCCAUGGAGAACACAUCCGCCAUCUCUGCACGGGGGGUGUUGUGAAAAAGUGGGGAAUGGAUCCUUAUAGCCAUGGUGCCUUUGCCAUCUCCACUCCAUAUCAGAUGAUAGACUAUGACCAAAUUCUAGCUCAGAAUGAGGGGAGGAUUCACUUCGCCGGAGAGCAUACAGCCAGACCCCAUGCUUGGAUUGAGACUGCCAUAAAAUCUGCUCUAAGAGCAGCAAAGGAUAUAAAUAACAAUGUAAAGUAG